CCGCGACCCUCGGCUCAUCAUCAAAUGGCCGACGCAGGGCGAGCAGAGGCAGCGGCCAUGGACGACGACGGCAACGAAGGCGACAUUGACGACGACUCGGACUUUGUCGACAAUGACGAUGACGAAGGCGAUGGCGUAGACGACGAUGACGAUGUGGGCCGCCAUGUCGAGCACGACAUGGCCGAGAACGUCGACGAGAUCGGCGGGUCGACCGUGGCCGAGAUCCAGCAGCGCCUCGCCCGGUAUGCGCAAUUUGGCGAUGAAGGCGAUGGCUUUGAUGCCGAGUGGGCAGCCACCUACGUGGCCAAGGCGCGCCAGUGGAAGGCGACGCAUGGCACCGACAUUGACACCAACGUCCGCGGCGUCGCACCGACACCCGAGGUGGGUGGCCCCGUGCUGCCCGUUCGUUGGCAUCACGUACUGAGCCUCAUCUUCCUCGGCCUCGCCAUUAGCGUCCAAGUGUAUAUGAUCUUUGGCUGAGUCGCGUCGGUCCCAGCGCCUGUCCGCUCAACCGACGACAAGCUCUCGGUCCACGUCGCUACCUACAUAGCUAGCAAGUAUGCCACCAAGCGCUGUGCGAUCUGUACGUUGCAAACCCGCUCUUGCACCUGCA
Molecule: messenger RNA, 613 nt
Organism: Saprolegnia diclina VS20
Lineage: Eukaryota; Oomycota; Saprolegniomycetes; Saprolegniales; Saprolegniaceae
Exons: 1
Coding region: 25-480 (151 amino acids)
Source: RefSeq, a predicted model, not a curated record